This is a messenger RNA of Grosmannia clavigera kw1407, 1842 nucleotides long. RefSeq lists its product as uncharacterized. The record is from RefSeq and is a predicted model, not a curated record. The transcript has a single exon. Lineage: Eukaryota; Fungi; Ascomycota; Sordariomycetes; Ophiostomatales; Ophiostomataceae. Bases 1 to 1842 code for a protein of 613 amino acids.
AUGCAAAAAACAGAGUCGACUGCCGGUGCCUCUGGCAUCAGCGGCACGCCGAUCCCAUACGACAACGAGAUUAUCGUGCUGGAUAGCGACACAGAAGACAGCGACGGGCCCGGACGCAAUCACGACGCAGAUGACAGCGGUGGUGGCUGCACGGGCGACGACAUGACGUCGACUGAGCAUCUUAUCGACGAACAAGGCGAUCUGCAGCUGGUAGUGACGGCUGGACCGCGAAUCCGCCAAGUCUUCCGAGUAGAUUCGCGGGCUCUGGCACGGUCGUCUGAGUUUUGGCACCACCUAAUCAACACUUCUGAUGAUGGGCCGCCGACAAGCAAAGACAUAGUAGAGGUAGACACGGGACCACAGUAUACCUUUACGUCCCUUCAAGCCUUGCUCUCACAGCCAGACCCUCCUGCUCUCGUCCCUGCAGCCGAGAUGUCGACGCCCACGAGAACGACAGGUUCCAUUUUUGGAUGGCCUGAUAGCCCAGACACCUCCUCACGACCUCUGGCAUCGCAGUGGAUGAGCAACCAUCAGAGCUUGGGAGGACAAAUGCCUGCCGGAUCACCAUCUCAGGUACCCCAGACGUCUUCGGCAUCCCCAACAGCACCAGCCAGUCCUUUUUACAGUAUGACGGUGAGCCCUUUUGCGAGUGCUAGCCACAACCAGGUAGACGCUUUCAGCUCUGUGGCUCCUGUUCCGUUCAUCUUGCCGGGAACGCCGGUGACGACAGCGACGACGACGGCGACAACAACAUCGGCUAGCGGGGUUGUCUCUGGCAUGUCCAACCCUCUGCAGGCCACCGAAGCCGGCCGCACGAUCCACCUCGACCUGGCCGAGUACCGGACGCAUGUGGACUGUCUGGGCACGCUGCUGUAUGCAGCACACGGACGGCUGGACCGGGUGCCAACGCAGCCGACACUGCGCGAGUUCUGCUCGCUGGUUGUGUUGGCCAACCGAUGUGACAUGGUGCCGAUCAUGCGCGGACACAUCCACACCUGGCUGCACACGGCAGUCAUGGCAGACGACGACGAAGACGAUCUGGGCGGGCUGAACGGCCGGGGGAAGGGCAGCGGAAGCAGCAGCAACAACGGCCAUGGCCGUGGUGGUGGCGUGCAGUCGCCGGGGAUUCCACCAGGCCUGUUCACACGGCUGCGCAUCUUCUGGGAGGUUGGCAGCCAGACUGAGUUUCAGCGGACGCUGGCUAUGCUGGCGUGGCACACGCAGAUGGACGGCAAUGGCGGCUUGGCCUGCAACCAGCAGAACUCGCGACUGCCGCGGCCGGUUGUGCGGGAAGAGGUCGUGGCGGUGACUGGUGUUGCAGACAAUGUUGCUUCGCACCGGAAGCGCAUCAUCACGCUGGCCCUCGACCUACUACACCGACGCAUCCAGCUGUUGCAGGGCCCGAUGUCCGGAUCGAAGCUGCCGCCCGACCAGAGCGACGGAAACACCAUCACAGCCUGCGACGCCAAUGGCGAGAGCUGUUCGUGUGCUGUAGGCAAGCGGGCGGGCCGCGACUGCGAUGCGUACUAUUACGGACUGUUGGUGCAGGAGCUGGGACGCAAACGUGUGGAUCCGCACAGGCUGCCAGUGCCGGCGGCGGUCCGCAAGAGCCCCCAUGCGCUGUGCGCCAUCCUCGAGUACGUGCACGACGCCAUCGAUGAGCGCACACAGCCGCUGCAGAGCCGCUUUCUCAAUGGCCAUGGCCACUGUAACCCGUUGAGUCCUAUGAUCGUACAGCUUAAGAGUCUUCGGGACGAAGAUACCGCCGAUUUGACCGAGGCCCAGCGGAAACACUUUCAGGAGCAGAGCCUGAAGAUGGGAAAGAAGUAUUGGGGGAUGUAA